AUGGAGUACUUGCCAGGCGGUGACCUGAUGUCUCUGCUGAACCGAUACGAGGAUCAAUUUGACGAGUCAAUGGCUCAGUUUUAUUUGGCUGAGUUGGUAGAAGCCAUUCAGACAGUCCACCAGCUGGGUUACGUCCACAGAGAUGUCAAACCAGAAAACAUUCUCAUCGACCGGACUGGUCACAUUAAGCUCGCCGAUUUUGGAUCAGCUGCCAAGUUGACUGCAAACAAAACCGUAGCCACUGCCACAGUCCCUGUUGGAACCCAGGACUUUCUGUCCCCAGAGGUCCUGACAGUCAUAAACGGCGGCUCUCAGAGCACCUACGGGGUUGAGUGCGACUGGUGGUCCCUUGGCGUUAUUGCAUAUGAGAUGAUCUACGCCAAGUCUCCUUUUUCUGAUGCCACAUCUACCAAGACCAUCAACAACAUUCUUAAUUUUCAGCGUUACUUAAAGUUUCCAGAAGAGCCUCAUGCCAGUAAGCAGUUUGUUGACUUGGUGCGGGGCUUGCUGUGUGGAGCGAGAGAGCGUCUGGGCUACCAGGGACUGCGGUGUCACGCCUUCUUCUCAAAUGUAGACUGGAACAACUUAAGACAAGUUCCGCCGCCUUUCGUUCCUGCGUUGCAUGCUGAGGAUGACGCCUCUAAUUUUGAGGAGCCGGAGCAGGCUGCCCCCUGGCCAGCCUCAGCAACCCAGCGAGGAGCUGUGCCAGCAGGCUUCCGGGGCCAGGAUCUGCCCUUUCUAGGCUGGUUCUUCAGCAGAGCAUUAACAGCAUUGGCCAAAUCUGAGUCAGUGUCUGCAGGCCUCAACUCACCUGCUAAGACCAACUCCAUGGAAAAGAAGCUUCAUCUGAAAAGCAAAGAAUUACAGGAAACUCAAGACAAAUGCCAUAAGAUGGAGCAAGAAAUCUCCAGGUUCCAGCGUAAAAUGACUGACCUGGAGUCAGUGCUCCACCAGAAGGAUGUGGAGCUGAAGGCGUCCGAGACGCAGAGAAGCAUCCUGGAGCAAGACCUCGCCACCUACAUUACUGAGUGCAGUAGCCUGAAGCGGAGCUUGGAGGAGGCACGCGUCGAGGUCUCCAGAGAGGACGAUAAGGCCAUGCAGCUGCUGCACGACAUAAGAGAACAGAGCAACAAGCUGCAAGAAAUUAAGGAACAAGAGUACCACGCCCAGCUGGAGGAGAUGCAAGUGACCAUCAGGCAGCUGGAAGAGGACCUUUCAGCUGCAAGGCGUCGCAGCGACCUCUACGAAGCCGAGCUGAGAGACUCCAGACAAACAAGCGAGGAACUUAAACGAAAAGCAGUGGAAUACCAGCAGAGAAUCCAGAAGGCUAAAGAGCAGGGAAAAGCUGAAGUGGAGGAGCUUCUUUCCAAACUCGAGAAGACCAACUCUGAACAGCAGGUGAAAAUCCAAGAGCUCCAAGACAAACUGUCUAAGGCAGUGAAAGCGAGCACAGAAGCCACGGAGCUGCUGCAGAAUGUCCGACAGGCCAAAGAGCGACUGGAGCGGGAUCUGGAGCGCCUGCGGGGGAAAACCGACUCCAGUGAUACUUUAAAGCGUCGUCUGAGAGAGACGGAGCAGGAGGGCAGGAAGACCCUGGAAAACCAAGUAAAGAGGCUGGAGAUGGUGGAGCGUCGGGAGAAUAAGCUGAAAGAUGACAUUCAGACCAAAUCUCAGCAGAUCCAGCAGAUGGCCGAAAAGAUCCUGGAACUGGAGGAGAACCUGAGGGAUGCCCAGUCAACGGCUCAGAGGAUGGAAACUCAGCUGGUUCAGAAGGAGAGGCUUUUUGAAGAUAAGAUCAAGGUCCUGGAGUCCCAGAUGAAGGCAGACAUGGCCGAGAAGGAGAGCCUCGAGGCAAAGAGGGCGCAGCAGGAGGAGGAGUCGAGAGAGAACUGCAAACUAAUCAGCGAACAGAAAGCUACCAUCAAUGCCAUGGAUUCCAAGAUGAAGAACCUGGAGCAGCGCAUCGCCGAGCUGUCCGAGGCUAACAAGCUGGCCGCCAACAGUAGCAUCUACACCCAGAAGAAUAUGAAAGCCCAGGAGGAGAUGAUCUCAGAACUUCGUCAGCAAAAGUUUUACUUGGAGUCUCAAGCAGGCAAGCUAGAGGCUCAGAAUGCCAAACUAGAGGAGCACUUGGAAAAAAUGAGUCAGCAGGAGCAAACCAGGAGAACCCGGCUGAUGGAGCUGGAGAGUCGGCUGCGGGAGAUGGGCCUUGAACAUGAAGAAGAGAAACUGGAAAUUAAGAGACAAGUGUCAGAGUUGACCUUGUCUCUUCAAGAGCGCGAGUCCCAGAUCAGUAGCCUGCAGGCUGCACGCCUCGCCCUGGAGAGUCAGCUGCAGCAGGCGAAGACGGAGCUGGAAGAGACCACUGCUGAGGCAGAGGAGGAAAUCACUGCACUGAGGAACCACAGAGACGAUAUUCAGCGCAAAUUUGAUGCCUUAAGGGACAGUUGCUCAGUGAUCACUGACCUGGAGGAGCAGCUCACACAGCUGAGUCAGGAGAAUGCUGAGCUGAACCGCCAGAACUUCUACUUGUCGAAACAGCUCGAUGAAGCGUCGGAUGAGAGGGAGGAUAAGAUGCAGCUCAGCCAGGAGGUGGACCGCCUCAGGAGGGAGGUGGCUGACCGGGAGAUGCACCUCAACAACCAGAAACAGAACAUUGAGACACUGAAGACAACAUGCAGCAUGCUGGAGGAGCAGGUGGUGGAGCUGGAGUCUCUGAACGACGAGUUGCUGGAGAAAGAGAGACAGUGGGAGGCAUGGAGAGGAGCUCUGGAGGACGAAAAAAACCAAGCAGAGAGACGGACCAGAGACCUGCAAAGACUACUGGAUAACGAAAAGCAAAACAGGCUUCGUGCAGAGCAGCGCAGCACCGAGUCUCGUCAGGCAGUGGAACUGGCCGUCAAGGAGCAUAAGGCCGAGAUACUGGCGUUACAGCAGGCUUUGAAAGAGCAAAGACUGAAAGCUGAAAGUUUGUCUGACACUCUCAACGAUCUGGAGAAGAAGCACGCGAUGCUGGAGAUGAACGCUCGCAGCUUGCAGCAGAAGCUGGAGACCGAGAGGGAACUGAAACAGAGGUUGAUGGAAGAGCAAGCGAAGCUGCAGCAGCAGAUGGACCUUCAGAAAAGCCACAUUUUCCGUUUGACUCAAGGCCUUCAGGAUGCCCUGGACCAAACCGACAUGCUCAAAACUGAGAGGACAGACCUGGAGUACCAGCUGGAAAAUAUACAGGCUGUGUACUCCCAUGAGAAAGUAAAAAUGGAGGGCACCAUCUCCCAGCAGACCAAACUCAUUGAUUUCCUGCAGGCCAAAAUGGACCAACCCACCAAAAAAAAGAAGGGCAUCUUUGGACGGCGGCGUGAAGAUGUAGGCACCACUACUAAUGGUGCUCUGGCUCAGCAGGCCCAGCCGGCGGUCCCCAUGCCGUACGGUGACAUGAAAAUGGCCUUGGACAAGGAGCGCUCCAGGUGUGCAGAGCUGGAGGAGGCGCUACAGAAGAUGAGGAUAGAGCUGCGCUCCCUCAGAGAAGAAGGUACGGUCUGCCAUCUUCUGUUGUUAGACCACUUUCUUCUUUGUGUCUCUUCCCUCUUGUUCCUCACAGAAAAGAGGAGGGUCACGUUUGAAAAAUUCGGUCGCCGUGUGAAGGAAAGAAUGCACCACAACAUUCCUCAUCGUUUCACUGUCGGCCUCAACAUGAGGGCUGCCAAAUGUGCCGUCUGCCUGGACACUGUUCACUUUGGACGGCAGGCUGCCACUUGUUUAGAGUGCCACACCCUGUGCCACCCCAAGUGUUCCCCGUGUCUGCCGGCCACCUGCGGUCUGCCAGCCGAGUAUGCCACUCACUUCUCAGAGGCUCUGUGCAGAGAAAAGACAAACUCACCCGCUUUGCAAAUGAAGGAGGCCACUGGGCACGUUCGUCUCGAAGGAUGGAUGAAGCAGCCUAGAAAUGGCAAACGCGGCCAGCAAGGAUGGGAGAGGAAAUAUGUGAUUCUGGACGGAACCAAACUAUCGGUCUACGAUACUGAACCUGCAGAAGACUCUCUAAAGGCAGAGGAGGAGUUUGAGCUGUGUUUAGGUGAUGGAGAGGUCACAGUUCACGGAGCCAUCGGUGCCUCUGAGCUCAUCAACACGGCCAAGUCGGACAUUCCCUACGUGCUGAAGCUGGAGUCCCAUCCUCACACCACAUGCUGGCCGGGCCAGUGCCUCUACUUCAUGGCUCCCAGCUUCCCUGACAAGCAGCGCUGGGUGGCAGUGCUGGAGUCUGUCGUGGUCGGUAGCCGCGGGUCUAAAGACAGAGCAGAAACUGAGGCGGCAGGCGUUUCUAAAAGACAGAAGAACCUAUCACCUCUGGUUCAGAAACUUCUGGGCAACUCUCUGCUGAAGCUGGAGGGGGAUGACCGCUUGGACAUCAACUGCACCCUACCUCUCACAGACCAGAUUGUUCUCGUUGGCUCUGAGGAGGGUUUGUACGCUCUCAACGUCAUCAAGAACUCUUUGACGCACAUCCCUGGACUGACUUCAGUUUUCCAGAUCCAGAUCCUGAGGGAGCUUGAUAAGCUGCUGAUGAUCACUGGGGAAGAGAGAGCGCUGUGUUUGGUGGAGAUCAAGAAGGUGAAACAGUCUUUGUCACAGUCCCAUCUCCCAGCUCAGCCCGACCUCAACCCUUUCAUCUUUGAGACAGUGAAGGGAUGCCACCUCUUCUCUUCUGGAAAGAUCGAUAACGGACUCUGUAUCUGUGCUGCGAUGCCUAACAAGAUUACCAUCCUGCGACAUAAUGAAAGCCUCAACAAGUUCUGCAUCAGAAAGGAGAUUGAGACGUCAGAGCCGUGCAGCUGUAUUCACUUCACUGGAUACAGCAUCAUAAUUGGCACAAAUAAGUUCUACGAGAUCGAGAUGAAGCAGUAUGUGCUGGAAGAGUUCUUGGAUAAAAACGACGCAACGCUGGCUUCGGCCGUCUUCGCUGCGUCCUCCCACAGCUUUCCCAUCUCCAUCAUCCAAGUCACCACAGCCCCACAGAAGGAUGAGUACCUGCUCUGUUUCCACGAGUUUGGUGUGUUUGUUGAUGCAUAUGGCCGCAGAAGUAGAAGAGACGAUAUCAAAUGGAGCCGUCUGCCUCUCUCAUUUGCCUAUAGAGAGCCCUACCUGUUUGUGACUUACUUCAACUCUUUGGAUGUUAUUGAAAUUCAGGGACAUGCUGCUCUUGGGUCACACUCGUAUGCACACUUGGACAUCCCAAACCCACGUUACCUUGGCCCAGCCAUUUCCUCUGGGGCCAUUUACUUGGCCUCAUCCUACCAGAACAAACUGCGGGUCAUUUGCUGCAAAGGCAACCUGGUGCAGAGUCAAGAAGGCGGAGGAGAUCUGCAGCGCAACGGCUCGGGACAGAGUCCCAAUAAGCGUGGGCCGCCCUCCUACAAUGAGCACAUCUCCAAAAGGCUCGCCGCCAAUCCUCUGGUCCACGGCGACCCCGGCACGCCCCACCGCUACAGAGAGGCCCGCACGGAGUUCCGGCGGGACAAGUCUCCGAGCCGCCCGCUGGAGAGAGAAAAGUCCCCCGGCAGGAUGCUGGAGAGCCGGAUAGUCGGGUCUCCCGGCAGGGCCAUGGCUGCUGACCCCAGGCUAGAACGUUCCCCUGGCAGGGCCAUGGCUGACCCCCGCAUGGACCGCUCCCCCGGCCGGAUGAUGGACGUUCGAAGGGAGAGGUCACCUGGAAGGUUCGAGGAGCGUCAGAGACUUCAUACCGGCUCUGGGCGCACGCCCAUAAACCCCGUCAACAAGGUGUGGGACCAAUCAUCCGUCUAAGAAUCAGCGGAGCCACACGUCCUUCAUGGAAGGAGAAACUCAUCUUUUUCAAAGAACCAGUGAGAACGUUGCAGACUCGUCCUGAAACACUGCCUAUACUUAAGUACCUACACAGAAAACCAACCGUAGCUGUCGGAUACUAAAGGUAGUAUUAGACAAAACAAAGAGAUGUCCUUCAGAUUAGGCUAUAUUUUCAAUGAAGAACAAAAUGUCAUACUGGCCACAUAAACCUGGUUUUUAUGACGUUUUUAGCACAUGUUAAUAAUUUGCAAAGGAAAAAGCUAAGAUGUGGGUUUUUACAUCGAGUCUGGACUUGGUUGGUUUUGGUACUUUCAGAUACACCUUCACAUGCUGCUUACUACAACAUAAGCACAGUCAUAGAAACCCAACCUUAAAGUCAUCCGCAGCCACCAGUGAUGAAUGGUUUAAACUGGCUAAAAUCAACAUCAUUAAAUUCGGCUCCGCUCCUCCUCAAACUCCUUAACUACAGAUCAGGGCAUGGCCUCCACACACAGUCAGCUAAUUACAAUCAUCUUCAGCUGGUCAUCAGUCCACGCCUGACGGGCCGCGGCCGCAAAGCAAGCAGAGAAAAAGUUCAGUAUCGCCCUGGAUCACUGUUUGCCCUCCUGACGGGUCAACACUAAAAAAAAAUAAAUAAAAAAAUGCACUACCCACAGCCCACACCCCCAGCAGCGAUGGAGCAGUACCUUUCUAAUCCUUCAGAACACAAUCUGAGUGUAAAUAGAUGAGACAUAAUUUUAUAUAUAUAUUCUGAGAGGGAAUUUCAAGGCUGGAAAAAGCCGUGUCUAUUUUUGUUAAAGAACAAAGUGAUAAAAUAGUCCUCUUGAAUGUCCGAUGAGUAUUCUUUUAACGCGUCUUUAUCAAGUGAGUGAUUGUAUCUGGAUCUGACUCGUGUAUGCACUUCCAUCUGUCAAAAAGGGAAAAAAUCUCAGUACUGAAUCAUAUAUGAAGGAAUGAAGAACAAAAAAAAAGAAGAAACAAUCAUGUUUGGAGUUUAAAACCUUAGUACCUGAGCAUUUCUUUUUGUACAGUGUUCCUUACUGUUGUAUAUAAACUGAAAAUGUUCAAAGUGAAGAUGGAAAAGAUUUUUUUUUUGUUUUUGUUUUCUUUCUCUCCUGAUUCGUAAACGGCAUGGAUAUGUAUAUCUGAAACGAAACGGAGUGUUGUCUUCUGCUUCUGCCUCAUCGAGUUCCACAACCUUACAAAGCACGUAAAUAUUAACUACCUUGUGUGAACUAUCUGCUCAGUGAAGUCAUGUGACGAUGACUAAAUCCUAGCCUUUUAUUAUUAUUAUUUUGAGUUGAGACAUCCACAUCAUUGAGAAGAUCAGUAAAAUUACCCAUCCAUGUUGAUUCGAAAGACAAAUUCAUUUCUGAACAUCGGUUUUCAGUCAUGGUUCUUGAAUGUAAGCAGAUGAGAUACCUCACUUUGACUUCUCCAGUUUUUCCUUCUCGGCAGUAAGGCGCUCAGUUUGAAGUUAUUUCUGGAAUUUCUUUAAACUCCUUUAUGAACUUUACCCUUCCUUCCUGAAUGUAUUAAAAGUCAAGAAGAUGGAGCUGAUUUUACCAGUGUUUAACAAAAUGCAACAGAUUGCACACAUUUUCAGCUGGUCUCUGCAGGACUCUGUACAAAAGGGUUGCCCGCAUAUUUUAAUUUUUAUUUUUCUAUUUCAUCGUCUUUAUGCUUUACAUAUUCCGGAUCAUAAUGCUCUUAUGCUGGAUAUGAUAUUGAUGUCUGCUAACAAAUGUUUAAUUAGCAUUUCCUGUAGAGAUUUUGUCACAGAAUAUUAAGUAUUAUAACCAUUGUCUUUCACUUA
Molecule: messenger RNA, 7636 nt
Organism: Poecilia latipinna (sailfin molly)
Lineage: Eukaryota; Metazoa; Chordata; Actinopteri; Cyprinodontiformes; Poeciliidae
Gene: cita
Product: citron rho-interacting serine/threonine kinase a
Exons: 44
Coding region: 1-5799 (1932 amino acids)
Biological process (GO): protein phosphorylation
Molecular function (GO): ATP binding; protein serine/threonine kinase activity
Source: RefSeq, a predicted model, not a curated record